AUGGGGCUGCGAGCCGGAGGAGCGCUGGGCAGGGCGGGGGCCGGGGCCGGGGUCGGCCGGGGGGGCCCUGGGGGCCCCGGGCCGAGCGGCGGCGCGCAGGGCGGCAGCAUCCACUCGGGCUGCAUCGCCGCGGUGCACAACGUCCCUUUGCGCGUGCUUAUCCGGCCACUGCCGUCCGUGCUGGACCCGGCUAAGGUGCAGAGCCUCGUGGACGCGAUCCGGGAGGAUCCCGACAGCGUCCCCCCUAUCGACGUCCUCUGGAUCAAAGGGGCCCAGGGUGGUGACUAUUUCUACUCCUUUGGCGGCUGCCAUCGCUACGCAGCCUACCGGCAGCUGCAGCGAGAGACCAUCCCCGCCAAGCUCGUCCAGUCCACCCUCUCGGACCUCAGGGUGUACCUGGGCGCUUCCACGCCGGACUUACAAUAGCAGCCGCCGUGGCCCCUGCCAACCCUGCGAAGGUCCCAGAAGACACACUUGACCUCCAGCGGGCUGGGCCAUGCAGAAAGCAUACAGGGGUGCCUCUCCGUGCCUGAGGGGGAGGUCUGACUCUGAGCACCUGUUCCACUCGCUGCAAGGCCUUGGACUCCUUCCUGAACAGCGUGGGAGCCCCAGAUCCCGCUGCUGUGAAAAUGGGGUCCUAUCUUUGACCUCGAGGUAUUUUUGAGAGAAUGGGAUGGAAAAGAAGAUGGGCUUCUUGGAGAGCUACAGACUCCUGGCUCCAGAGUCCCAAGGACAAGGAUCCUUCUGCAUUGCUGUCUGUGUAUUUCCCAGUAUGCGGGAUACGUUCGGCUGCAAGUAGACGAAAGCCUAGGCUGCAGUGGUUUCAACAAAGAGAGGUUCGUCCACAUAGCAUGAAUUCUGGAGACAGGCGGUAUGGGUGCAGGACCCCAGAGAAGGUAGAGCUCACAUCUCUGUGAUUCCUUUUGGCCUCUCUCUUAUUGCUUGUUACUUCAUGGUCCAAGAUGGCAGCUGUACCUCCAGGAAUCAUGGCCAUGUUCGAAGAAGAAAGGUGCGGGGGAGGAGGAAGGGCCAAGCCCACUCUCAACUUCUAUCAUACAGCCAAACCUUUUUCGGAGGCCUAUUUCCUGUUCUGUCCCCCUGCAUCUUUCCGUUAGGUCUCCUUGGCCCAAACCGGCUACCAUUCCCACCCCUGGCUGCAAAGAAAGUUUAGAUGGCAGGGGACAGAACUGUCAUAUUGAGGAGACCCUUCAUAUCCCAUCUCCUGGGACUGGCACACUGUUUCCUGAAAUAAAGUUGGAAUCCCAUUACCAAGAGAGAAAUGAGGAGUUGUGUAUCAGUUAGUCUUUGCCGUGUAACAAACCAUCCCCAAACUUGACAACCAAAAGCACAUCAUUCAUUUGCCUGUAGUUCUGUGGGUUUGCAGGUUAGGCUGGGCACAUGUGGACAGUUCUGGUCUUGCCCAGGGUCACUUCUGAGGCUGCAUGCAGUCAGCUGUUAACCUUGGAUGGGGCUGGAUGGUCUAAGAUAGCCCUAUUCACUUGUCGGGCAUUUGGCAGGCUGUUUCCUGGGUGACUUAGUCCUCCCCAGGAGAGACUUGGUCUCUCCAGCUGGUCAGCUCAGGCUUAUUUAGAUGGCGUCAGAGUGCCAAGAGAGUGAGUGAAGCUAGAAGGCUUCUUGGGUUCUAGGCCCAGAACUGGUAAGACAUCACUUCUGCAAAGUUCUUUUGGUCAGAGCAAAUCAUAUGACUGGCCUGGAUUCGAGGAGUGGCAAAACAGACUACACCUCUUACUGGGAGAAACUGCAAAGAAUUGCUGGCAUUUUUCAUCAGUCACAAAUGGCUGUGCAUGGGCAAAUAACUGUUUCUUUCUGUACAGGGCCUUGAUCUGCCCAAGCCAGGGUUAAUUACCAACACAUUGUCCCAGCCCUUCAAUCUAGGGGAAGAAGCAAUGGGGCAGGGGUGGACCUCUCCCAGGGCUGGGCCUGCUCUAAUAGAGGCAUCUCAGGGUCUGAGAUGGCUGUUGGAGGUAGGCCAGGCGGGACAUUCCAAAGGGACUUCUGAAAAUAAGAGUCCUCGGUGAAAGGAAGAGGGGCAGGAAGGGUGCAGAGUGAGGCAGGCUUUGCUCUCAUCGCCCUUCUGGGGUGACCUGAGGUCACCAGGUGUUUUCCAGUCUCAGUUUCCCCAGCUCAGUAACAAAGAUAACUGCUCUCCCACCCAUUCUCUGUCCCAGGGAAAGAUGACUGAGGUGACCAGUUGAAACUGAAAACGAAUGUAGUCCUAAAUGUACUGUGACAUCCUAGAACAAAAAAAAGGACAGUGGUGGGAAAAUUGGAGCUCUGACUAAGGUCUGGAUUUUACUCACUAAUAACCUGCCAAUGUCAGUCUCUUAGUUUUGACAAAUGUACAUGGAAAAUGGAAGAUGAUGGGGGAGGGGAGGCCGGGUACAGAGUAUAUAGGAACUCUUUGCUAUCUUUGCAACUUUUAUGUAAACCAAAAAACAUUCCCAAAUAAAAGCUUGUUUAAUGAAAA
Lynx canadensis (Canada lynx) is the source of this 2488-nucleotide messenger RNA. It is a transcript of the gene SRXN1, whose product is annotated as sulfiredoxin 1. Bases 1 to 426 code for a protein of 141 amino acids. The transcript has 2 exons. Gene Ontology annotation, molecular function: sulfiredoxin activity. Gene Ontology annotation, biological process: cellular response to oxidative stress. NCBI's taxonomy places the organism in Eukaryota, Metazoa, Chordata, Mammalia, Carnivora, Felidae. Gene Ontology annotation, cellular component: cytoplasm. The record is from RefSeq and is a predicted model, not a curated record.